This is a messenger RNA of Trichoderma aggressivum f. europaeum, 954 nucleotides long. RefSeq lists its product as uncharacterized. NCBI's taxonomy places the organism in Eukaryota, Fungi, Ascomycota, Sordariomycetes, Hypocreales, Hypocreaceae. The record is from RefSeq and is a predicted model, not a curated record. The transcript has 7 exons. The coding region runs from base 1 to 954 and encodes 317 amino acids.
AUGGGGCGAUCUGUAGCCAACGCUUUCAGUAUUAUUGCAUUAUCAGGCCUUGGAGGCCAUGCUUUUGGCUCGUUCAAAGAGAAAGGCGGAAGCUAUAUGUGGUUGCGCGACUCUCUCCCUUACGACCUUACCUCAGGAACCAAGCCGAUAGCUCGAGUUAUGAUCUACGGCUAUGAGUCGGCUGUUGUUGAGAGUAAGAGCAUGCAAAAUCUAGAAGAUUUCGCUACCAAGUUGAAUGUUAGCCUGCAAACCCUAAUGAAUGCUACGACAGUUCGGCCCAUCAUUCUUAUCGGCCAUAGUCUUGGGGGGCUAAUUAUCAAGCAUGCGCUCAUAUCUUUAUCGGGAUCGGAAAACAAAGAAAGCCGAACACUUAUCCGAGCUGUAUAUGGGGUGGUCUUCUUUGGAACCCCACACCAUGGCAUGGACAUCAGCUCACUUAUUUCCAUGGCUGGAAAUGGGCCAAAUCGUUCCUUGAUAGAGUCUCUCAGCCAUGAUAACUCGCAAAUACUUACUAUGCAACAUCGUGAGUUCCAUAAAGCCUUGGGAGGUGAGGGUGAAUCAGAAGUCUUCUGCUUUUACGAAACUCUCAAGUCACCAACAGCGCAGCAAGAUCAAUAUGGCGGCUGGACAAUGACUGGGCCUGAUGCGUUUCUAGUCACCAAGUCUUCGGCUACACAUUGUCGUCCUUGGGAAGAUGGCGCUGAGCAUAUCUGCGCCCUUACUCGUACACACUCUGAAAUGGGCAAGUUUAAACCUAACGAAUCUGAUUACGACAUUCGCGAGGCCGGUCCUUCGAUCUUUACUGCAACAAAUGCCGAGAAUUUGGGCACACUGCCUAUGAUGUUCACUGUUACGAAUGCGGCGGAAUUGGGCAUUAUGCUGACGAACCUCACUGUUAUGAAUGCGACUCAUUCGAACAUCUUAUAUAAGAUUGCCCAAUGCCGUAAUUGGUAA